Molecule: messenger RNA, 4215 nt
Organism: Lethenteron reissneri (Far Eastern brook lamprey)
Lineage: Eukaryota; Metazoa; Chordata; Hyperoartia; Petromyzontiformes; Petromyzontidae
Product: phosphatidylserine lipase ABHD16A-like
Biological process (GO): monoacylglycerol catabolic process; phosphatidylserine catabolic process
Cellular component (GO): endomembrane system
Molecular function (GO): monoacylglycerol lipase activity; glycerophospholipase activity
Source: RefSeq, a predicted model, not a curated record
UCGUCGAGUAGUGGCGAUUAGGUCGGGAAUCGAUCCUGCCAGUGGACAGCAAGAUUCAAUGGCGGCUGCUUUGCUUCUUCGCUGCGUGCUGGGCCCGCGACUCUAUCGCCUCCACUGCCGCGGCGAGGGAUCGGGCCAUGACUACCAGCCCAGCGCGCUGGAGCGACGGUCAGACGCACUGCUGCAGUGGGCCUCCUGGGCAUGGAGUUUUACAUUUUACUCCUCUCCCCUCCUCGUGGGCUUCAUGUACCGCAGAGGUCUCUUACACUGGGACCGCACGGCCUCCUUCACCCAGAUCCUGGGCUCCGUCAUUCUGCUGCUGCUGGGGGUGACCUGCCUACGUGGUCUUGGUCGGUGGCAGAACCCGGAGUACCUGCAGUUCAUCACCGUGCUGGAGCAGACCAAGCAGAGGAAUGCCUUCGACAACAAGAAACUGCUGGCGCGCUACGAUUUUGAGUUCUCCGCUUGGCCCGUCGACUUCUCCUGGAACGAGGGCAGCGAAAAGGGUGCCACGCGUGGGCCCGGGGCUCCACUCCUCAGCUCCGCCGAUGCACCGCGUCCACGCGGAGGCCUGGCCUGGAUACGCAUGCUGCCCUGCCAGAUGAUCAGCUACAUGCUGGCACACACGUUGGGCCGGCGCCUCGUGUUCCCGGGCUCCGUGUCGCUACUGCAGAAGAUGGUGGCACCCCAGCUGCUACAGGGACGAGCCAAGCUCAUAGAGGAGCACCAGGGCCAGCGCGCGUGUCUCCUGGCCCAGGACGGGAAUCGCAUCGACACAGUGUUCAUUGACCGUCGCAGGCAGGGCAGCAGCCACGCUCGCACGCUGGUCGUCUGCAGCGAAGGGAACGCUGGAUUCUACGAGCUGGGAGUCAUGGCUACGCCACUGGAAGCCGGAUACUCCGUGCUGGGGUGGAACCACCCCGGAUUCGCAGGCAGCACGGGCGUUCCGUUCCCGCAGGCCGAAGCCAACGCAAUGGACGUGGUGAUGCAGUACGCGACGGAGCGCCUCGGCUUCCAGCCAACACAGAUCGUACUCUACGCCUGGUCCAUCGGAGGCUUCCCUGCCACCUGGGCAGCCAUGUCUUACCCAGAAGUCAGUGGGCUUGUGCUGGAUGCCUCGUUUGAUGACAUCGUGCCCCUGGCCACCAAGGUCAUGCCCAGCAGCUGGGGCUCGUUGGUGGUGCGCACCGUCCGUGACUACCUGAACCUCAACAACGCAGAUCAGCUGUGCAGGUACCCGGGCCCCGUGAUUCUCAUUCGGAGAACGCGUGACGAGAUCAUCUCCACCACCCCCGAGGAUCCGUCCACCAACCGUGGAAAUGAGUUACUCCGCCAGCUUCUCAAGCACCGAUAUCCCAAAUUGGUGACCAAGCAAAGCAUGGAGUCUCUGAGGCAGUGGCUGGCUGUGGGAGACCCAGUGAACGAAGUGACUGUCUACAGUGCACACCGCGUGGAUGAGGAGUGGUGCGCGUCGCUUCUCAAGUCCUACGCCCACGAUCAUCCUGCCGGCUACCCCUGGUCCAUCGGGGAGGAGCUGUCGGAACAGCAGAAGACGCAGCUGGUCAUGUACCUGGCUCGUAAGUACAUGAAGAAUGUGGAGAUGACGCACUGCUCUCCGCUACCCGCCAGCGAAUUCACGUUGCCCUGGGUUCCCUGAGCCUGCUGCCCCUCGUCACCCCAACUGCCCCCGUCCCAGCUGCCCUCGCCUGCCCCGUCAAUGCGUUUGAGAUUCCAGCGCCAUCGCUGCUCCUGUCCGCCCGGACACAAGACGAGCAGCAGCCCGUGACUACUGCUGAUGAGUCGGGGUUAGGGGAUAGGGUUAUAGUGAAGGGAUUAGGGGAUAAGAGUAUGGGCAGAGUGAGGGGAUUUGGGGAUGGGGUUAGGGGUAGAGAGUGAGGAGGUUAGGGACUGGGCAAAGGUGAUUGGGUUGGACACACGGCUAAUGCAAGGCAUUGGGUUUGGGUUGAAGAUGGGGUUUUGCAAUUUAAUUUCAAGAUGUAGGAUCAGAGGCAAGGUUAGGGAUACGCAUUCGUGAGGAAUAUAUAAAUAGUGUCAGCAUUCGGGAUCGGGGUAUUGCUAUGGACAGCGUUGGAGAUAGGAGCUUUGCUUUACGUACAAAUCUGUUGAUGUGAUGGGGUUCGGGAUAGCAUCCGAGGUACGCCUUGACAUCUGGGGUUGUGGUUGAGGUUGGAGAUGGGAUUCGGAGUUCUGGCUGUGCAUGAUCACUAUCCCCUGUAACUACAACUGCCACCUCCGCCAACAACAGCACAACUGCCACCACAGCCACCAAAAGACAAAGGUCCUCUGUGUCGCCUGAACAAGACUGUUGGGGAAAGUGCUGUUAGCGAGUAGCAGCGCCUAUGAAGGCCAGCACAGCACACGAUGGGGUGGGUGGACAGCACCACGCCCGACCGCCUUUGUCUCUAUAGUUGGCGAUGUUUACUAGACACGGCAUCAGGUACUGGUUUGGGAGGUCGUCGGGUUGGGAGGCCGUGAGCGGGAAUCAAACUCUGUCGGGUUCAUAGCGCAACGCACUAACCACUGCGCCGCGGCUUCCCACACCAUCACCACCACAAACACCACCAUAAUCACCACAAACACCACCAUCACCAAACACCACAACAGCUACCACCACUACAAUCACCACCAUCACCAAACACCACCACAAUCACCACCACAACUACCACCACCACCGACGCCACUUUGUGUGCGAAAGAAGUUCAACACAUUAUUACAUCGGUCUCCGUUGCAACGUGCCCAAAGUGAAUUUCCACGUGAACGGGGAAAAAAAUAAUUAUCUUUUCGUGUUUUACAUUAAUAAUUUAUUCGUCAAUUGCGUUAACGCGAAAUGUCGCGAGGCGGGGAACGUUCGUUGGUAGAUCGAGGGGCGACCCUCGCGUCGUUUGUAGAAUGUGCAGGCAUUGGUGUCCGUCUCGACCCUCCGAUGAGGUCUCUCUGUGGGUUGGAGAUAAAACCCGGAGUGGAACCCCCAGGCUCUGGGAACUCUAGGGGACAACUGCUCGGCUGCUGACUUCCCCGCGACUUCCUGUUUUGCAUUCUCGCGUAUUGCAUUUUGGGUAACGGAUCAUUGCAAGAAUCAAAUGUUCAAAUUAUUACUAUCGCAACAAAAAUCUCCGGUAUCCAAUGGAGAGUUUGCUGGUUCAUUUAAUAUGCCGGUUAUCUGCGAGUUAUAUAUACAUACUUAUGAUUCAGAAAAUUGUCCAAGUACAUACAAUACACCUUUUCAAGAAAUAAACUUAAGCCUACAUUUUUUUUGUAACUGUGAUAUAAGAAAUUAUAUAUUUUCUUUUUACAUCAGGUACUGACAAGCCACACUAAGUUGAUUGGGGCCGUUUAGAGUGUACAGGAUAGAGUAGUACUGUACUGUAUGUUGAACUUCUUUGGCACCGUACGUAGCCAACCGUUGCUCAUCGGAGGUGUGGAGAAGGACAACAAACUAAACGCAACAACCAAUUGUACAUAAAUUAGUUUUCAAUUUAGUAGCUUAUAGUGUAGUUAGCAUAAUGUGUAGUGUAUGUAUGUUGAACUUUAGUUUUCAAUGUAUUAAUAGUGUAUAGUGUAUUAUGUAGUGUAUAGUGUAGUGUAUGUUGAACUUCUCUCGCACCGUACGUUAGCCAAUCGUUGCUAAUCAGAAGUUGCGUACAGACUGCCGUGAGCGACAGCUCCCUGGCAAAACGGAUCUGACGUGAAGCGCACGCACUGCAAGAUGCCCGAUGGCUGUCGGGAAUUUAUUUUUUCCGAAUACAGAUGAGGUAAGAUUCGUCUCAGAUUUGUCUAAAACUAGUUUAAUUGUUUUUUUUUUCAUUUUACCAGGUAAAGCCCACUGAGCGAUGUAGUUAUUUUCCAGAAGCGACCUGGCCACAAAUGAUAAUAGCUCAACUAAGUGGCUUAUCAUCAUGUGGACAUUGAUAGCAGCCCAAAUCACCUAAAGGCACGCUUUUAAAUGUGUAGGGGAAAACCGGAGGAUCCGGAGAAAAAUUCACGCGACCACGGGGAGAGUGAGACGCACAACUCGUGAAUACACAACGGGCGUCAGGCUGGGGAUUAACCCCCCACCACCUUUUGUAUUCCAGGCGGGAGAGUUAAGGAGCCGUCCAUAAAUGACGUCACGCACCUGGGGGGGGGGGGUUGAGAAAUGUGACGUCACAUCAAAAUGCGCAACUUUAAAUAUAGACAACACGUUCUACUCAAUUA